Rhineura floridana is the source of this 5826-nucleotide messenger RNA. It is a transcript of the gene COL4A4, whose product is annotated as collagen type IV alpha 4 chain. Gene Ontology annotation, cellular component: collagen trimer. The coding region runs from base 245 to 5281 and encodes 1678 amino acids. The record is from RefSeq and is a predicted model, not a curated record. Lineage: Eukaryota; Metazoa; Chordata; Lepidosauria; Squamata; Rhineuridae. The transcript has 47 exons. Gene Ontology annotation, molecular function: extracellular matrix structural constituent.
ACGAAGUGAAGCCGGCGAGGUGUUUUACAACGUGCUUUGUCGGAGCAAGGAGAGCGCGGGAUAGCGAGCGCGAGAUACGGACACGCAAGUGGCUCGUCAGGUGUUGGCCAGUAAAUCAAGAAGCAGAAAAAGAAUGUGGAAUAUGAUUUUAGGCUGAUACGUGCAGCGAGACAAGAGUCCUGACUAUUGAAAAUCAAACAGUGAAGGCUUGAACUCAAAUGCGUUGACAUGAAUUGCAUCCACAAUGUCUUCUUCAGAAUGGAUUAAAUUUAUUAUCACAACUGUGUGGUGGCUGAUAAUAAUUGUUUUUCCACUCCAACCUGUUUAUGGGGGUCAGUAUGAAUAUAUUAGUCGUUGUGAUGGACAGGACUGCUCAGUUUGUCAAUGCUUUCCUGAAAAAGGCUCAAGAGGCCAACCUGGCCAGCUGGGGUCCCGGGGUCCAAUUGGUGCUUUGGGUCCAGUAGGACCUAUUGGCUUGCCAGGAGAAAAAGGCCAGAGAGGUGAUAUUGGUCCGCCUGGGCCAGCUGGAGAAAGAGGCAGUAAGGGUCCAAUUGGAGUUCCAGGAUUCUCAGGUUUAGAUGGUAUACCUGGAUUACCAGGACCUGAAGGACCCAGAGGAAAGCCUGGCUUGGAUGGGUGCAAAAGCUCAAGGGGGGAUCCAGGAUUUCCUGGAGAGGCCGGACAUAUUGGCCCAAGAGGCUCAUUUGGCAUUCCUGGUCAAAAAGGAGAAAAAGGAAAUUCCAUAUAUGUUUCUGAGUUCAUUAGAGGGGCUCCGGGAGAAAGAGGAAUUCCUGGAACCCAUGGCAAGCAUGGCCCUAGAGGAGAAAGGGGGCCAAGAGGUCCACUUGGAUUUAUAGGCCAACCAGGCAUACAGGGUGCUCCAGGUCGCCCUGGUUUGCCAGGUGAACAGGGAAAUCCAGGUACUGGAGUGGAAGGACAAAAAGGGGAGCCGGGUGAUGUAGGACCUCCUGGAUCUCCAGGGCAGCCGUUUCUGGUUGGACCUUCUGAUUCUCAGCUAUUAAAGGGACAAAAGGGUGUAAAAGGAAUGCCUGGAUCUGUUGGUGCCAAAGGAAUGCCUGGCCACAAAGGUUCACUUGGAAACGGAGAGAAGGGUGAAAAGGGGAUUCCUGGCUUUCCUGGAAUACGGGGGAGUCCUGGUUCUUAUGGAUCUCCAGGUUUUCCAGGAAGCAAGGGUGAAACUGGAAUUGCUGGAUUUCCUGGAGAAGAUGGCCUCCCAGGAAUUAAGGGGGAGCCAGGAGCCAGCGGGUGGCCAGGUCCACCAGGACCUCGAGGAACACCACACACUGGAAUAAAAGGUCUUCAGGGAGAUCUUGGUGAACCUGGGCCUUCUGGAAAUGUGGGGGCAGAUGGGUCAGCAGGCCCUUCCGGUGCUAAAGGAAGGCAAGGGGAAGAUGGAGCCAGUUUCCUAGGUUCCAAAGGUGCAAUGGGAGUACAAGGUCCUCAAGGCUUUCAAGGUGAUCCUGGUCUGCCUGCCAUAUCUGAAACAGCUCCAGGAAAUCCUGGAUCGCCAGGAUUACCAGGUUUUCCAGGAACUCCAGGAAACCAGGGCUUGCCCGGACCACCUGGUGUGGCUUGUAGUGGGAGAGGAUCCUCUGGACCACCAGGAACUAAAGGCCAGAGGGGACCACCAGGAGAAAAAGGUGGAAAAGGAGAGAAAGGGAGUCCAAGCAACUGCUCAUGUGGUCUAGGUCCAUGUGGUGUACCUGGAAUACAAGGUCCACCAGGCAUCCCUGGAAAAAAAGGAGAAGUAGGAUUACCUGGAAAAUAUGGAAGAAAAGGUGAUCUAGGCUUACAUGGUGCAAUGGGACAAUCAGGUUCCCCAGGAAUACCAGGUCCAUUUGGGUUGACUGGCGAAAAAGGGGAUAAGGGUGACCUGGCCAGAAUAAGAAUCAAAGGCAUAAAAGGACAAAGGGGUCUUCAUGGAGAGCCUGGAUUUCCAGGAAGAAAUGGUAUUGCUGCCAGGAAUGGAGAUCCAGGGUUGUCUGGUGACAAGGGCUUUCAGGGUCUUGAUGGAAGAGCUAUAGCAGGUGAUAAGGGAUUUCCUGGCCCCCCUGGACUUCCUGGCUCAAGAGGACCCAUGGGACCAUCAGGUUUUGGAAUUCAGGGUCCACAAGGUGUCCAGGGUCUGCCUGGAAAUCCAGGAAGCCCUGGUACAAGAGGACCACCUGGCCCAAAGGGUCAAAAAGGUGCUACACUUCCGUAUGCAACAGCAUAUGUUGGGAAUCCAGGUGCACCUGGUUUUCAGGGUAUAUCAGGUCCAAAAGGAUUAAGAGGAGAACCUGGGCAACCUGGUCCUAAUGGUUUUGAUGGCCCAAAAGGCCAACAGGGCAGACCAGGCACAUCGGGCCAUCCUGGUCCAAAAGGUUUCAAGGGUGAGACUGGCGAUCCAGGUGAUCCAGGUGAAAGUGGUUCAAGGCUGGAUGGUGCUCCAGGUUUGCCAGGCCCUCCCGGUCUUGGAAGUCCAAAAGGUGUUCCAGGUGACAUCAGUUAUGGUCCCCCAGGAAUUCCAGGCAAUAGAGGUCUUCCAGGAUUACCAGGUUUGCCAGGCAUAAAAGGUGACCCAGGUUUUGCUGGACUUCAAGGACAGCCUGGCAUAUUAGGAUUUCCAGGAGCUAAAGGUCUUAGAGGAAGAAAAGGUGACAUAGGAGUUGCAGGAUAUCCUGGCUCACCUGGACUAGCAUGUGACAAAGGCUUGCAGGGGCCACCAGGACUUCCGGGCUCUUUUGGGCAACCAGGCUCUCCAGGUUUACAAGGCUUCAAAGGUCCAAAAGGAGAUAUUGGUGCACCAGGCCCAGCUGGAAUGAAAGGCAUGCCUGGGGCUGCUGGAAUACAAGGACCGCCUGGCCUUCCAGGCUUGAGAGGAAAUCCAGGCCUUCCAGGGGAAGAUGGAUUGUCAGGCCUCCCAGGACAAAAAGGGAGCAAAGGGUCCCAAGGUAUGCAAGGUUUCCCAGGGCUCCCAGGAAGCGAAGGAGAAAUUGGAGCUCGUGGUGUGAAAGGUGAAGAAGGACAAACAGGCCAGCGUGGUGCACCUGGAGAAUGUGGGUCUGUGGGAUCCAAAGGUGCAAGAGGACCUCAAGGAGAGGAUGGCCACAUUAUUGUAUUGGUAGAGAAAGGACAAAUUGGGGAGCCAGGUCUUCCUGGUGAAGAAGGCUUGCCAGGACCACAGGGUGAUAAGGGUAACACUGGAUUCAGAGGAAUCCCAGGAUCACCAGGCAGAAAUGCAUUUCCAGGAACUCAAAAAGGUGAACCUGGUGGUGCUGGACAGGCUGGUUUUCAAGGGCUUCCUGGCUUUCCAGGGCCUCCAGGACUGAGAGGAAUCAUUGGUUUUCAAGGACAACAAGGUGACCAGGGUACACAGGGACUACCAGGUAUUCCAGGAGGUUCAGGACUGGAUGGUGCAAAAGGAUCUAAAGGUAGCAGAGGUGAUCCAGCUGUCUCUAAUGGCCAGCCUGGUAAGAAAGGUCUUGCAGGAGAUCGAGGAUUGCCAGGACUUGAUGGAUUACCAGGAAACCAAGGAAUACCAGGUGUCCAAGGCGAACCAGGAAGACAAGGACUCAAAGGAUUACCUGGAUACUCAGGAACGCCUGGCUUCCCAGGUAUCCAAGGAGCAGCAGGCUUACCAGGAGUACCAGGUGAACAAGGUAAUCCUGGUCUUUUGGGAACUCCAGGUGUGCCAGGAUUAUCUGGCAGUCCAGGCAGAAAAGGCCUUUCAGGAUUGCCUGGAUUAAAUGGCCUGAAUGGACUGCAGGGUCAAAAGGGUUUGCCAGGAUCUCCAGGCUUAAGUGAAAUUGGGCCUCCAGGGUGGAUAGGUGAACGGGGACCAAAAGGCAACAGAGGAGAACCUGGGCUGCCGGGAGCUUCCCAACCGGGGCCACCUGGAGAUGCCGGCCUGUUAGGCCCUCCUGGCAAGCCAGGUGCUUCUGGGCCUGCAGGUCCUAUGGGACAGCCUUCUGAAGAUACACUUCCUGGGCCUCCAGGUGACCAAGGCAGUGCUGGCUUAGAUGGCAUUAGAGGCCCCUCUGGCAAACCUGGCCCUCUAGGAAAGACUAUUCUUGUUAAAGGAGAUUCAGGUGACUGUGGGACUUUUGGCCCACCGGGGGUUCCUGGGCCUCCUGGGAAACCAGGAUCUAAAGGUAUUGCAGGAAAUCAAGGAAGAGAAGGCUCAAAAGGUCCCUUGGGAAAUCCUGGCCCACAAGGGCCUCCCGGUCUUCCUGGAGAAUCUGGCGAUCAAGGUUUUCAGGGAUCAACUGGUCGUAUGGGUCCCAAAGGUGACCCAGGAGAACCUGGAAAAGUUGAUUACUCCUCAUGUCCCAAGAUUCCAGGGCCUCCUGGCAUAUUAGGUCCAAGAGGAUCACCAGGUCCCAUAGGACUACGAGGGCCAGCGGGUUUCCCUGGUCCCCCAGGAAAGAAAGGGGAAGAAGGGUUUUUAGGCCAGCCAGGUCAGGAUGGCUUACCUGGGCCACCAGGACUCAUUGGUGAUCAAGGUGACACAGGAGAAAAAGGAUCCACAGGACGGCAAGGUCUUCCAGGUGAAAUUGGAAUGCCAGGGUCACCAGGGCCUGAAACAAGAGCUGCUAGUGGGUUCCUGAUGGUUCUUCAUAGUCAAUCAGACAAAGAACCACUUUGUCCAGAGGGAAUGCCAAGAUUAUGGACUGGAUAUAGCCUGCUGUAUUUUGAAGGGCAGGAGAAGGCCCAUAAUCAAGAUCUUGGUCUAGCUGGAUCUUGUCUUCCUAUAUUCAGCACUAUGCCCUUUGCCUAUUGCAAUAUCAAUCAGGUCUGCUACUAUGCAAGUCGAAAUGAUAAAUCUUACUGGCUGUCAAGUGCAGCUCCUUUGCCUAUGAUGCCCCUCUCUGAUGAAGAAAUACACCCUUACAUUAGCAGAUGUGCUGUAUGUGAAGCUCCUGCCCAAGCUGUUGCAGUUCAUAGUCAAGAUCAAUCCAUUCCUCCCUGUCCAUCAAACUGGAGAAGUCUUUGGAUAGGCUACUCAUUUUUAAUGCACACUGGAUCUGGUGACCAGGGAGGUGGACAAUCUCUCGUGUCAGCUGGAAGCUGCCUUGAAAACUUCAGAUCAGCACCCUUCAUUGAAUGCCAGGGUCAGAGAGGAACAUGUCAAUUUUUUACCAAUGAAUACAGCUUCUGGUUAACUACAGUGAACCCACAGUUACAGUUUACAUCAGUCCCUCGCUCAGAGACUCUCAAAGAUGAGCAAGAACAACGCCGCAAUAUAAGUAGAUGCCAGGUCUGCAUGAAACUUGACUAAUGGAAACCUAGACAUUUACCAAAAAGAGAGAAAGGGGAUAGUGUUAGUGGUGCAAGUUUUAUGUGAAAAUGUGCAACACUGUUCAAGACUUGGGCCACACUGACACAAGUUUAAACCAGGCAAACUACAGAAGUGUAAUUAUUCCUCGUGUCCUCUGUGCUGCCACACUUACAGGAACUCUAGCUAUGCUGGCUAGCUAGAAAUACCUGGAAAGUAUCAUGUUCUUUCAGAUCUUCUAUCCCCCAGGAUAAGCCAAUUUGCAAUGGAUAGAUGGAUGGGAGUGGCCACAAUGGCUAACUGAAUGGGAGAACCAAUGUGGCAUAGUGUUUAGAGUGUUGGCUAUGACCUGGGAGAACAAGGUUCACAUCCACACUGGGCCAGCCAUGUAGCUUACUGAAUGAUCUUGACCAGUCGCUGUGUCUUAGCCUAGCCUGCCUCACAGGAUUGUUGUGAGGAUCCAGUGGGAAGGGGAAGAACCAUGUUUGCCCCCUUUCCUUAGAGGAAAGAUGGGAUACAAAUGUAAUAAUAAAUACAUUUAAGAUAAA